This is a messenger RNA of Geodia barretti, 1233 nucleotides long. NCBI's taxonomy places the organism in Eukaryota, Metazoa, Porifera, Demospongiae, Tetractinellida, Geodiidae. The record is from the annotation of a GenBank genome assembly.
AUGUGGGACCGACGAACGGGCGAGCCAGUAUCCAAUGCAAUCGUCUGGCAGUGCCGCCGGACCGCUGAGCUGUGCGACGACCUGAAGUUGCGCGGCUACGAGGAUGCAGUAAGGCGGAAAACAGGCUUGCCCAUAGACGCCUACUUCACCGGAACCAAGAUCCGCUGGCUCCUGGAUGAGAUUCCCAAUGGUCAGCGUCGCGCCGAGGAUGGCAAACUAGCCUGCGGGACCGUCGACUCCUGGCUGUUAUGGAACUUCACCAACAAGCUGGUACAUGCCACAGACGUCACAACGCCAGCCGGACCAUGCUCUUCAACAUCGAUUCCUUCGAUUGGGAUGAUGACCUUCUUUCAAUGCUCGACGUGCCGAGAGCUAUCCUUCCGAAGUCAGAUCUUCCAGCGAGAUCUACGGUCAUGUCGCAGGCUAUCUCUCGGCCGGGCAACCCGUCCGAUCGCCGGCGUAGCUGGUGACCAGCACGCUUCCCUGUUCGGCCAGUGUUGCUUCGAGUCCGGUUCCGCGAAGAAUACCUAUGGCACUGGCUGUUUUGUUCUCGCGAAUACGGGCCGAAAUCGUGUGGACUCGACCGCUGGACUUAUUACCACGGUUGGCUGGGCUAUUGGAGACGAGACCGUCUAUGCGCUGGAGGGUAGCGUCUUCUCGGCGGGCGCAACGGUCCAGUGGCUCCGCGAUGAGUUAGGGAUUAUCGGCACCUCAGCAGAGUCCGAGAGUCUGGCGUCGCAGGUUGCGGACAACGGCGGCGUGUACCUGGUACCCGCGUUCUCCGGCCUCGGUGCUCCAUACUGGGACAUGUACGCCCGCGCCGCCAUCGUCGGUCUGACGCGCGGUUCGACAGCAGCCCACGUUGCUCGGGCGGCCCUGGAGUCGAUUGCUUACCAGACCCGGGACAUUCUGGACGCGAUGAGACAGGACACCGGCGCGUCGCUCUCGUCCCUCCGUGUGGAUGGCGGAGCGACAGACAAUCGUCUGCUCAUGCAGUUCCAGUCCGAUUUGCUUGGAGUGCCGGUCCUGCGGUCCGCCGUCAGAGAGACCACAGCGCUUGGCGCUGGAUACCUGGCUGGUCUUGGUGUCGGGUUCUGGGACAGGCCGAAUGACAUCGAGGGUCUUUGGCAGGCCGACGAGACGUUCCACCCCGCCAUGAGCGACGACCGGCGCGAGAAUCUCUACGGCGAUUGGCGCAGGGCCGUUGACAGGUCCAGGAACUGGGCCUCGUAG